Molecule: messenger RNA, 339 nt
Organism: Microsporum canis CBS 113480
Lineage: Eukaryota; Fungi; Ascomycota; Eurotiomycetes; Onygenales; Arthrodermataceae
Exons: 4
Coding region: 1-339 (112 amino acids)
Source: RefSeq, a predicted model, not a curated record
AUGCCGACACUCUUUCAAGUAUACUAUAUCCCCGACAGGGAAUCGACCCUCUCCGAGAUCUUUAAGGCGGAUAGCAUUCUCUGCAACUACUGGUUCGCAGCGUCCUAUACUAGGCCGAAUAUCCUUAACGCUCUUCUUAUUCACGAUGACCUUGCAACGUUCCUCGCGAUCCACACCCGCUGGCAAGUAAUGCAUCCCACCAUUGUGACUCGUGCGGGUACGGAUGCCCAGGCACGCCCGUAUCGCCGUUCUCUGCGUCCGGACCGGAAAGAGGAGACGCCGGCAGUCAUCCAGGGUUCAGGAGAUCAAGAGGUCAAGAGAUCAACGGCUGUCGGCUAA